AUGUAUUCGGUAGCAGCAACGGAAUUACACACCUCUAAAGAAACGAUAUUACAUGAACUACAAAAUAAAAAAAAAUCCGAGACGCGUCUAACGGACGUUUCGUACAAAUCUAAUUACUAUCAAAACUAUGAUAAUGAUAUCUUCGAAGAGAAUUUCGAUGAGGGCGACGUCUACUACGAUGAUGACAUCGAGACUUUGGUCGACGAACUUGCAGAAUAUCCUUCCUCGACUUCCACUGCCUACUCGCCGGAUCCAGACAAAGAGAAUAAAGAAUAUUAUGCCACGUUUUCGUCUUCGCGAGCCAUGAAUACUAUUGCUGCUACAACUAAUACUUUUAUUCAGCAAACUACCCCAUUAACGACGAAUUACUUAAUAGAUGCAUCUACUAACGCAUCCUCAAUGUCUUCAUUAUUAUCACCAAAUCAUUGUCGUAAUCGUUUUGUAAAAUGCCGUUUUGAUAAUUCAAUUUGGCUUGAAGCAGACAAAGACGAGGUCGACGAAACCGAGAAAAUCAUGCUCGAACAAGAACUCCAAUGUAUGCCAAGAUACGAAAUGAUCGCGGAACAACCAGAGAUCACAUGGGACAUGCGAAAACGAGUGAUCCGCUGGAUUAUUGAGGUGCAUAUUUAUUUCAGUGAGGGAAACGAACUAAGCGAUGAAUCAUUGUACCUCGCGGUCAAUAUAUUAGAUCAAUAUUUGUCGGUAGCACGAGUCGAUAAUAAACAUUUACAAUUAGUCGCGAUCACCAGUCUUUGGAUUGCCAUAAAAUAUCUCGAGACACGCGACAAAGUCCCAACUAUAGAUCGAUUGAUACAUUUGUGUGGUAAAGGAUACCCGCGUGAAUACUUUACACAGAUGGAAAAACAUGUUUGUAAGGCUAUUUUUUGGAGGUUUUGGUCUCCGACCGCGGAAGGAUUCUUGAAAUUCGAAUCUAGUAAUGGGUUAUUGGAUACUAAGACAUUGGCGUUGGCACGAUAUUUAAUGGAACACACGCUGCUAUUCGAGCAUUUCAUCGAUCGUUUACCAUCGGUUAUUGCUUCUUCGUCACUUUACCUCGCAAAGUGUAUACUUCGUAAACCCGUUUUGUUACACACAUUAUCACCAGACAUAGAUAUUUGUUCGAAAUUAAUAGGCGAGCUGGUGAGAACUAGGCGCGACGAG
This is a messenger RNA of Ambispora gerdemannii, 1161 nucleotides long. The record is from the annotation of a GenBank genome assembly. NCBI's taxonomy places the organism in Eukaryota, Fungi, Glomeromycota, Glomeromycetes, Archaeosporales, Ambisporaceae.